CACAGUUCUGCGCAGUGUACUGUGACGUGAGGUCAGGCGGGAAACGGACUUGUCCUUCGUCUUUUGUAUUAUUUCUGUUUUGGAUAUUUUGGGGAUCGUUGCAAGAUUAAUUUUAUUAAAAUGGGUAUCGUAUCGCGAAGAAGAAUAAGUCGUUUUCGGUCACGGCGCUACAAGCAGUACUUGUACCGACAUCAGCUGAAGUUAUUGUUUGUGGUUCUCUGUAUUAGAUUAAAAGAGGAUGAGCGCUGUGUCGGCAAGAGAUUGUGGAUGCACCCAAUACUUUGCAGACGAAAGGAACAUGGAGAAUACUACAGAUUGGUUAGGGAGAUGAGAAUGGAAAGAGAAGCCUAUUUUAAACAGUACUUCCACAUGACACCAUCUACAUUUGACCGUCUUUUGAAUAUGAUAGAGAGCAAGAUUGUGAAACAAACUACAAAUAUGCGUGAACCAAUUCCGCCUGAGGAACGACUUGCAGUCACUUUGAGAUAUUUGGUGACGGGGGAUUCAUAUCAGACCAUCGGGUUCUCUUACAGGAUUCAUAAAACGACCAUAUCGCGAAUUAUUCCAGAAACCUGCGCUGCAAUAUGGGAUUCCCUGCAGCCUGUGUUCAUGGCAGUCCCAAGUGAAAAUCAGUGGAAGAUUAUUGCAAACGAUUUUAAACAAUUAUGGCAAUUUCCAAACUGUGUUGGAAGUAUUGAUGGGAAACAUGUUGUCAUACAAGCUCCUGCAAACAGUGGUUCAUCAUUUUUCAACUAUAAAAAAACUUUCAGUCUGGUACUGCUUGCAGUUUCAGAUGCAAAGUACAGAUUUAUUUACGUGGAUGUUGGAGCGUAUGGACGGCAGAGUGAUGGGAAUGUUUUUGCUUCAUCAUCUUUUGGAAAAAAACUCCUGGAUGGUUCAUUAGACCUGCCAAAAAGCACCAUAUUGGAAGGGAUGAUGGAGCCACUACCACACGUUUUUCUUGGUGACGAGGCUUUUCCCUUAAAAACCAAUUUGAUGCGUCCUUUUCCAGGUACCGGAUUAUCAAGAAGGUCCCGUAUUUUCAACUAUCGCCUCUCGAGAGCUCGUAGGGUUGUGGAGAAUGCCUUUGGCAUUAUGGUAUCUCGAUUCAGAAUUUUCCGCAGGCCUAUAUGCGUAUCACCAGCCAGAACAGACCAUAUCAUUAAAGCAUGCACAGUCCUUCACAACUUUCUUAGAUAUGAUUCUAAUUAUUUUGAGGCGGAUUUCGUAGAUCACGAGGUCAGUGAAGGUGCAGUGCAGUGGAAGGCCGAAGAAAAUUCAGCAAUGUUAAAUAUCAGGAAGAUUGGAAGGCCGAGUGCGAAGGAGGCAGUAAAAGUUAGAGAACAAUUCAGCGAAUAUUUUGUUAGUGAGAAAGGGGCACUGCCAUGGCAGGAUAAAUAUGUGUUCUCGAGUGGUCGAAAUAUGAUCUAAAUGCACUAUCCCCCCUAUCAUUUUUUGGUUUUAUUGCUUCGUUUCACCUUUUCUGAAUAAAAAAAAUUUUGCUUCCGACUUGGUUAGCGGAAUCUUUCAUCUUGUUUUUAUAUAUGUUGCCGCAGUGGAGAUAAUAGCAACUACGAGGGUAAAUCACCAGACUGGUUGACAUUUUAGGUACACUAUUGGGUUAGCACUUACAGGGAUGUACGAAAGCUACUGAGCAAUGAUAUCUAGUUGGCAAGAUUUAAAACAAAAAAAAUAUUCAGGAAAAUUUAUA
This is a messenger RNA of Styela clava, 1711 nucleotides long. The record is from RefSeq and is a predicted model, not a curated record. Lineage: Eukaryota; Metazoa; Chordata; Ascidiacea; Stolidobranchia; Styelidae.